AUGAGAAAGCUUAUUUUUGGCUCUGCUGUCCUAGCUUUGCUAUCAAAUGAUUCAUUUGCUCUUUAACUUAAAGAUAGAAGAAGACGUCAGGUAUAAAAUCAAUUGUAAAUAUUUAAUCCAUAAUCCAUAAUUAGAUCUACUUAAGAUUUAAAUGAAUCAGGACUUACCGCGAAUUAAGAUUCAGGGAAUUCUCUUGCUCCUAUUGAAAAUGGAUCUUCAAUUACAAGUGUAACCUCAGGGAGCAAUUCUACAACUAUAGUGAAUGAGCCUUAUAGUACCCCCGUUACAACUGAGGGUGAUGAAUCUGAAGAUGAUGAAACAGAAGAUGCUUUCAUCAGUCAUUCUUCAAUUUAAGAACCAGAAACUUCUCCAGCUAACAACUUGCCUAAUUAAUAAGUAGUUUCUAAUCAAGAUAAUGAAGAUUAAGGCAAUACUAAUGCUAAUUCGAAUGAGAAUGGGUCUUAAUCAGAAGAAGAGAAAGAAACAGAAACAGAAUCUGAAUCUGAAUCUGAAUAAGAGUAGGAAUCCGAUCCAGGAAAUGGUGUAGUUAUUAAUGAUGAAGAAGUCAAAGAAUUAGAGUAAUAAGAAUAACAAAACGGGGUCCAAGAAGGAACAGAUGACUUUGUUGACAAUUAAGUAGCUGUUGAUGAGGAUAAUAAAGACUCUGAUGAUGACAGCGAUGAUGAGACAGAAUCAACAAAUUCUGAAGAAAACAAAGAUGAGGAUGAGAAAAAUUCUGACUCUGACAACGAAUCCGAAAACUCUGAUGAAGAGGAAGGAAAAUCAGAAAAUGAUGAAAAUGAUUAUGAAGAUGGCUCAUAAAGUGAGGAAGAAGAAUCUACUGGAUUCUUUCAAUCAAUUUCAAAAGCAUUGAAAAACGUGUUUCAUUCAGAGGAAAAAGACAAGAUAGAUGGUGGAAUAACCACUGUUGAUGUUUACCAUGUUGAAACUAAUAAUACAACUGAACCUGCUCUUCAAAUUGAAAGAGUUCAUCACGAAACAAAUUCAACUAAUGGUGAAAAUUCAGAGUACUCUAUCUCUCUAUUCACAGGAGACCAAGUUUAGCUUCAAAACAUUAGAGAUUUCAUAAAAUUAGACAACUCCUUGGCUAAUGAUACUGGAGAUGCUGAAAAUGAUUUUCUCAGAUAUCCUAUCGCUAGACAAAUAAAUGCAGAUGAUUUUGAUGAUGAAGAUCAAGAAUCAGAGCUUGAGAAUUAGGAACCAUCUGGAGAAGAUGAGAAGGAAUCAGCUGAAGAUGAAGACGAAGAAGGAAAAUAGUCACCUGAGGAUGAAGAGGGAACAUAGUCAGCUGAAAAUGAAGAGGAAAAAUAGUCAACUGAAAAUGAAGAGGAAAAAUAGUCUGCUGGGGAUGAAGUAGGAACAUAGUCACCUGAGGAUGAAGAGGGAAAAGAUUCAGCUGAGGAAGAAGAAGGAACAUAGUCACCUGAGGAUGAAGAGGGAAAAAAUUCAGCUGAAGAUGAAGAAGGAACAUAGUCACCUGUGAAUGAAGAGGGAAAAUAAUCAGCUGAAGGUGAAGAGGGAAAAGAUUCAGCUGAGGUCGAGGAAGGAACAUAAACACCUGAGGAUGAAGAGGGAAAAAAUUCAGCUGAAGAUGAAGAGGGAAAAAAUUCAGCUGAAGAUGAAGAGGCAAAAUAGUCAGCUGAAGAUGAAGAUGAAGAGGCAACAUAGUCAGGUUAAGAUGAAGAGGCAAAGUAGUCAGCUGUAGAUGAAGAGGCAAAGUAGACAACUGGCGAUGAAAUACAAAAUGAGCCUACUGUAGAAGAGGAAAAAAAUCUACUUGGAGAAGAAGAGAAGGAGACAUCAGGUUAAGUAUAGUCAUAAGAAGAAAAUAAGUAGGUAGAUUAAUCCCCUACAAACAUAAACACUCAAAAUAAUUAAGGAAAUUCUACUUCACCAACUACUAGUGGUGAUGCUAAUAAUGGAGGCUCAGUUUAAUCAACUGAAAGUAGUACUGUUAUUUAAAGCCAAGACUCUCUUUCAGCUGCUAAUAAUCAGACAUUAGGGGAUAUUAAUAAUGAGGCUAUUACUAUGGUUCAAACUAGCGUAUAGGAUAUUGCUACUGCUAGCGUUUAAACCGAAAGUUCCUCUGUCAAUGAAAUUGAUCCAAGAGAUUACUGCAGAUCUCAAUUAAGCAGGUUCAUUGCCCUACAUAGAAAUCUUGAUGAAAAUACCUAGAAACUUGUGGAUGAAAUUCAAGGAAUUCUUGAUUCAGAUUUAACACUAUAAGAUUUAAAUAAAUCUGAGUACAGAACUUACAUUGAGAAAUGCAUUGGACUUAACAGACAAUGA
Molecule: messenger RNA, 2310 nt
Organism: Stylonychia lemnae
Lineage: Eukaryota; Ciliophora; Spirotrichea; Sporadotrichida; Oxytrichidae
Source: the annotation of a GenBank genome assembly